UCUGCCAGCUACGCGGGAGGCAGGACCGCAGCAGCACCUCGCCCCGUCCCCACAAGCCGCAGCCAUGUCCCGAGCAGCUGUGGGAAGCGGUGCGGCACAACGGGGAUCCCCCGAUGGCUUGGAAGGGGAGCUGGAAAGGGGGGCUGCACCCCAGGUGUGCCACGGGCAGGACCUGUGGGACCCCAAGGGGAGGGAAGCAGCCGCCCACCUGGGGGAGGCUGAAGAGAUGAAGGUGAGGAAGAGGAGCAGGCCGGCGCGCUCCAAGGCCAGGAGGAUGGCUGCCAACGUCCGAGAGCGCAAGAGGAUCCUGGACUACAACCAAGCCUUCAACGCCCUGCGGCUGGCCCUCAAGCAUGACCUCAGUGGCAAGAGGCUCUCCAAAAUCGCCACCCUCCGGCGAGCCAUCAGCCGGAUCACGGCUCUGUCCCUCUCCCUGCACGGCGCCGCGCGCUGCUGGCCCUGCGCCCACUCCGAGUGCCACGGGCAGGGCGCGAGGGACGGCCGCCCCCGGCUCCCUGGUGCUGCAGGCUAUGGGGGAUAUCCCCUCGAGAGCCAGCUCCAGCACCAUGAGAGUCCGAAGGAGGAUCGUCCGGCAGCCAGCCCUGCGUUUUAUCCCGCCGGGAGCCACCAGCUUGGUCUCCGGAGCAGCUGCCAGCGCAAACACACGGGCAGCCUGCGAGCCCCCCCGGCAGCACCGCUCCCCUGGCAGCUGGGGGGGUUCCAGAGCUCAGGCUACCAGCGCCUCCCCAUCCACUGACCCUUCAGGCUGGGAAGGCGAGACGGUGCCGGGAAGGUAACGCAGCCGAGUGACAAACGGGGCAGCGGGAAGGGACCUGGGCAGGAGAGAGGUGGGACACGGGGCUCGGCGCGGUGCUGUGAGCCCAGCGCACGGCACAGUGCCCGGCUGCGCUCGCUGCUCUGCAGGAGAGCUCAGAGCUGGGGGACGUGGAGAGCUUUGUUUUCUGCUCGAGGAAUCUCUGUGUUUCUUUGUUGUGAGGUUUCCCUGCUGCAAGUUGUCAUGAUUAUUUAUUCUCUCUUGCUUGCUUUGUGAGAAAACAUGAGUUAAAAGCCCAGCGUCGGGGCGCUGCCUGUUAAUGCGUGUGAGAUGGACAGAUGGGCCGUGCGGAUCGCAGUAAGGCUGCUGGCUGGGGGACAGCUCUGGCUCUGGCUGAUGGAUCGGGGGAGCAGGAGCUGGGAAAUGUUCACUUGGUUGUACUUUUAAUGCUAAGCCCAUCAGUGCACAUAUUGGUGCCUGGGCAGAUCUGCAGGAGUGGUUGAGGCGCUCAUAAACCCCAUGGUGCCUCCUGACGACUGCAAAGUGGCUCCCGUGGGACGGUCUGGGACCGCGCUCCUGGUCAGCCCAGCCAGGAGGAAGGGGGGCUCAGCCCUGUGCUCCCCGAGUGCCAGGCUUCCUCCACCUCC
This is a messenger RNA of Cygnus olor (mute swan), 1422 nucleotides long. RefSeq names its product basic helix-loop-helix family member a9 (gene BHLHA9). Gene Ontology annotation, biological process: regulation of transcription by RNA polymerase II; developmental process. The coding region runs from base 65 to 757 and encodes 230 amino acids. Gene Ontology annotation, molecular function: RNA polymerase II transcription regulatory region sequence-specific DNA binding; protein dimerization activity; DNA-binding transcription factor activity, RNA polymerase II-specific. The record is from RefSeq and is a predicted model, not a curated record. The transcript has a single exon. Lineage: Eukaryota; Metazoa; Chordata; Aves; Anseriformes; Anatidae.